Molecule: messenger RNA, 4999 nt
Organism: Ceratina calcarata
Lineage: Eukaryota; Metazoa; Arthropoda; Insecta; Hymenoptera; Apidae
Gene: Toll-6
Product: Toll-like receptor 6
Exons: 3
Coding region: 884-4552 (1222 amino acids)
Biological process (GO): inflammatory response; signal transduction
Cellular component (GO): plasma membrane
Molecular function (GO): protein binding; signaling receptor activity
Source: RefSeq, a predicted model, not a curated record
AGUCGCGCGGUGGUCGCCGUACCGAGUGUUGCGAUAGUGGUGAUUUUACGUCGAGGGGAGUUUGUACUUCUGAGUUAACUCUUUUUCGCUCGUAAAGAAAUCAUGAUCUCGUGAACGCGAUCGUUAAUUAUAAACUGUGACUCGAUGAUGGAACACUUAGAAACGUCACGGUAUAUUUUAGAGCAGAGUGCGCGAAAUUAGAAAUUCGUAAGCAUGAGCAUCGGAAGGAAAGGAGUCGGUUUCUCGGCGACGUGUCCGCUCCGGGAACAAUUAUCAUUUUGAUACAGGGUACGCCUUAUCGAGAGUAGAAAACGAGAUUCACCGGGAACUGAAAUUAACAGGCACCUUAGCGGGUGUAUAAUUAAUCAUCGCGAGUACGCGUCAGUCGUCGAGGAUUCUUCCGAACCGGUCAAGUGUCUCGAAACGUGCGGCGCUUACAACUUGGUUAAGUACGAUGGGUACUCCCGCGCGUUGGAUUGAACGAUUCGCCGCGCCAAGUGAAGUGUGAUUCUUUUUAAGUGUAAGCUACUUGGAAGCACUCGUGUCAUCAGUGAAACGCGCGCGCGGUAACACCCUCGCAUAUCGUCGAGUCGAUUAAACGAGCCGUUCGCGCGGAUAGGCGACUGCUGUAGAGCAUCGCGUAAUAUUUUCCUGUAAACGGGAUCGUCAUGAUCCGGGGCGUUCGAGUCAGUAGCCGAAUCGCGAGUUCGAUAUCGAUUGCCGGUGAAGGCACACAUGCCAGUGUCUCGGAAUAAAUAUUGGGGGGCGGAAACGAGCAACGACAACGUGCACUAACAGCGGGGCCGAGGCGGCGUGUGAUGACCGGCAGGAGACAACGAGGGAACGAAAAUAAGAGAAGGCAACGACGAGCGGUUCGGUAAAGAUGCGAAAACCGGAAGAGCUCUCGGUGUUGUCGCUGGCGUUAUUGGUAUACUGUUGCUAUCUCUUAGUCCCGGUAUACCACGUGCUCGCGGUGACCAGUGAAUUGCCGCCGAGGCUCGAUUUGCCGGAACACUGCUCGUGGGACUCCAGACAGGAUGGCGCGGUCACUUGCAUUCACCGACGACUCGCCUACGCCGGGAACGAUUCUCUCAGGGCGAACUUCUCGCAGGCGACCAGCGAGUACGUGACCUCGAUGAACGUACUAUGUGAGGAUACGGAGGAAUCAUUGUUCGAGAACGGCGGUGGCAGCGUCCCGAACGUGGACGGGUUCGCGCAACUAUGGAGAUUACGAUCGUUGAGACUGACCGGGUGCAAGCUGGUGCACUGGCCGGCGAAAGUUCUGAACGGUCUGCGGGAUCUCCGCAAUCUGACGGUCAGAACCUUGAACGGGCGUAAGAGCAAGUACAGUUUGGAGUUGGAGAGCGGCGCGUUCGACUCUGUACCGCAGAUCGAGAAGAUCGAUUUAUCUUGGAACAACAUCUGGCAGAUACCGGAACAUUUGUUCUGUCCGUUGUCGAAUCUGCUGACGUUGAACGUGUCCUGGAACAUGCUGAAGGACAUCGCCGAGCUGGGAUUCAGGGACAUCGCGGAGAAACAUCCGAGACGUCUGCAGGAAUCGACUCCGUCGCCGUUCCCGUGUUCUCUCGACGUUCAGUCGUUGGACGUAUCGAACAAUCAGAUUUCGGUGUUGCCCGCCUACGGAUUCACAUCGCUGAAGAGGCUCCGCGUGCUCAACUUGUCGAACAACGCGAUCUCCAUGGUGGCGGACGAGGCGCUCCACGGGCUCAGAUCCCUUGAGACGUUCGACCUUUCCGGGAAUCGAAUCGUCGCGUUGCCGACGGAGAUGUUCCGAGACGCGGCUAAAUCGUUGAAGGAACUGCGGCUACAGAACAAUUCCAUCAGCGUGCUGUCACCGGGCCUAGUCGCGGGGAUGGAUCAGCUGGUCGCCUUGGAUUUGUCGAGGAACGUGUUGACAAGCUCGUGGUUGAAUUCCGCCACAUUCUCCAGACUGAUUCGACUGGUUCUCUUGAAUUUGUCCCACAACAGGAUCACCAAGCUGGACCCGGCCCUCUUCAAAGACCUCUAUACCUUGCAGAUAUUGAAUUUGCAAUACAACGAGAUCGAGACGAUUCCGGCGGAUACGUUCGCACCGAUGAGCAAUCUCCACACACUGGAUCUGGCGUACAAUCGAUUGACUUACUUGGACGCCUACUCCCUGAACGGUCUGUUCGCGCUGUCUCUACUCUCGCUCGAUUCGAAUCAACUAGAGGGUAUCCAUCCGGACGCCUUCCGGAAUUGUUCCAGUAUGCAGGAUCUGAGCUUGUCCGGAAAUAGCCUGGACAGCAUACCAGUCGCGUUGAAGGAUAUGAGAAUGCUCCGUACGCUGGACCUCGGCGAGAAUCAGAUCAGGAGCCUGAACAGGCCCGGUUUCCGGGGAAUGCCCAACCUCUACGGAUUACGAAUGAUCGGUAACGAGAUCACGAACGUGACGGCGGAAGACUUCGCCGAAUUGCCCGCGCUACAGAUCCUGAACUUGGCCAGAAAUCGAAUCGAGGUGGUGGAGGACAACGUGUUCUCCGCGAACCCGGAGUUGCAGGCGAUUCGUAUGGACUCGAAUCUGUUGCAAGACAUGUCGAGUAUGUUCGCUAGCGCGCCCGGUCUCCUCUGGCUGAACAUGUCCGACAACAUGAUCGUCAAGUUCGAUUACGGUUACCUGCCGGAGAAAUUGCAGUGGAUGGAUCUGCAUAAAAAUCUUAUUAUGGACCUCGGUGUCGCGCCACAGGGCAUGAGAUUACAGACGCUCGACGUGUCGUUCAACCGGCUAACGAGGAUACACUCGAGGUCGAUACCGGAUUCCAUCGAGAUUCUGUUCGUGAACGACAAUCUGAUUCAAACGGUCGAGCCGCAGACCUUCUUCGACAAGAAGAAUCUCACCAGGGUCGAUCUGUACGCGAACCAGAUCGUUCGGAUGAACUUGUCCGCGUUCCAGUUGACGCAGGUGCCGGCUUACCGACAAUUGCCGGAAUUCUACAUCGGUGGGAACCCGUUCAUAUGCGACUGCACCACCGAGUGGCUGCAAAGGAUCAACACGCUCUCGCUCAGACAACACCCGAGGGUGAUGGACCUCAAGUCGGUUUACUGCAAGCUUCCGUAUGAUCGGCACAAAUCUCUUAUUCCGUUGCUCGAGGCGAAACCGUCGCAAUUCCUGUGCACAUACAAGGCGCACUGCUUCGCGCUCUGUCAUUGCUGCGACUUCGACGCCUGCGAUUGCGAGAUGACCUGCCCGGCCAACUGUACUUGCUAUCACGAUCAAUCCUGGUCGGCGAACGUGGUGGAUUGUUCCAACUCCGGCUACAAAACCCUCCCCGGCCGAUUGCCCAUGGACGCCACCGAGGUCUACCUCGAUGGAAACAAUUUCGGUGAAUUGAAUUCUCAUUCGUUCAUCGGUCGAAAGAAUCUACAGAUACUGUACGCGAACGAUAGCAACAUCAGCGCUGUGCGCAAUCACACAUUUAGCGGUCUCAAACGGCUGCUGGUUCUUCAUCUGGAGAACAACAAGAUAAGCGUGCUAAACGGUGUCGAACUGAUGCCGUUGGAGAACUUAAAGGAACUCUACCUGCAGAAUAAUCUGCUCACGUACAUAGAUAACGGUACGUUCCUCCCGCUGCGUCAGCUGGAGGUGUUGAGACUGGAGAACAAUCGACUGGGCACUUUCGCCGUUUGGCAGCUAGGUCAGAACCCGUACCUGGUCGACAUCGGGCUGUCGAGCAACCCGUGGAGCUGCGAGUGCUCCUACCUGGACCGCGUGCGCGAGUGGAUGUCCCGGAACACAGCGAAGAUCAGCGACUGGAGGAGCGUCACCUGUUCCCUCGGCAUGCCCAUAGCUCUUUCAACGAACGGAUCGGUCAGCAAUUGCGCGGCGCUAACGAGCACCACCUCAGUAAUCGAGACUCGACCGCUCGAGGCUUAUCUACCACUACUGCUGGCCACGGCCGUGCUCGUUUUCGCGAUGGUCGCCCUCGUCUGCGGCGCGUUCAGGCAUCGACGCACGCUGAGAACGUGGGCCGCGAGCAGAUGCGGCCUGAGAGCAUGUUACAAGACGGCGGCGUUCGAAGACCAGGAGAAGCCCUUCGACGCGUACAUCUCCUACUCCGCCGUGGACGAGGCGUUCGUCUCAACGAUCCUGGUUCCCGGUCUGGAAACUUCGUACCGUUUGUGUUUGCACUAUCGCGAUCUGGGCGCUGGCAGCAACGUGACUGACGCGGUCGCGGAGGCGGCCGACUCCUCCAGGCGUACAAUCCUGGUAUUGUCGAAAAACUUUCUGCACGGCGAAUGGGCCAGGUUCGAGUUUAAAGCGGCUCUCAGGGACGCUCUGAAAGGCAAGGGCCGUUCGGUGAUCCUACUGCUGGUAGGCGGCGUGUGUCCGCGUGAUCUCGAUGCCGAUCUCAAAAAGAGAAUCUCGUCGCACACCGUGCUGGUCUGGGGGGACAAGUUGUUUUGGCAGAAGCUAAGGUUCGCCAUGCCAGACGUGUCCCCUGUUCCUGUUUUGGAGAGACCUCUGCCGUUACCGCCACCGCCACCGCCCCCGGCCCAGUAUCAAUGGACGUAGAACCGCCGUUAUUUAGAUGUGAACUGUUGCCAGAAGUAUUAUCAACUCGCAUUACGUAUGGAGUAAUUGAAAAUCGCAUCGGGGGACAAGGUGUGUGUGUUUCACCGACCGUCGCGACCGUUUCUCUCUAUUUAUUAUCAAGAAGUAUUUCUUACUAUCGCAAUUGUACUUCGUAUACACGAUGUCCGUGCACUUAAAGUAAACGGUUUAUUCGUAUUUUUGAGAAUCGUGAUAGCUUUGUAGUGUGAAAAUGUAAAUUAGGGCGAAGGAAAAAUACGAAACAGACAGAAACGAUCAAACGAGAUGACGUACGCGAGCAAGUUCUUGGGGAAGAAGAAACCGAAGAAGGAAAAUGCGUGACGGAAGCAUACACGAACACGUAACACACGAACACACGUACACACAUACCGAACAUGCUGCCCUUUAUUAAAUCGUAAUUGCAACGAA